Messenger RNA from Pogonomyrmex barbatus (red harvester ant), 1082 nucleotides. RefSeq names its product polyisoprenoid diphosphate/phosphate phosphohydrolase PLPP6. Lineage: Eukaryota; Metazoa; Arthropoda; Insecta; Hymenoptera; Formicidae. The record is from RefSeq and is a predicted model, not a curated record. Gene Ontology annotation, molecular function: sphingosine-1-phosphate phosphatase activity.
UUUUAUCUAUAUUGUGAAUCAGCUGUUUGCGAUACUUAACGGUACUUAACGCCGUCUUCCUUCUUUGUUAUUUAAUAUUAUAGAUAAUGUGACUUAUCAGCAAUUGAUUCGUGACUCUCGAUACGUUUUGUUACUUCAACAACUGUUAUAAUUUGAAGACAAUAUGGAAACGUCUGAUAAGAGACAGAUCCCAACGCAGUUGCGGAAAGUAUUGGCAGUGGAUGCUUAUUUGACAGAUGAGUUCGUCAAAUUAACAGAAAAGAUCUUGCCCUUAAAACAGUUAAAAGUACAUUAUAAAUUAUUGGAGAUAUCAUGUCAUGGUAUACCUUGGUUGGCAGUAAGUCUUGUAUUAAUUUGGAUUCUUAACAUUGAAGCCUUAUAUCAGAUGCAAGUUAAUCUUUUAAUAGGAUUGAUAUUUGAUAUUAUCUUGGUUGCUGUACUCAAGGCAAUCACAAGAAGAAGACGACCAACUGCUGAUGACGCUCAAUUUGCUAUAGGCCCUGAUAAAUAUUCUUUUCCUUCCGGACAUGCAUCUCGUGCUGCAUUUAUUGUAUACUUUUUCUUCCAUCUUUGGCCCAUAUCUUUGUUAUAUAUACCACCUUUGCUAGCAUGGUCCUUUUCUGUAUGUAUGUCUAGGCUGUUGAUGAGAAGACAUCACAUAUUAGAUGUACUUGUUGGUAUACUUCUAGGUAUCUUUGAAGGUUUAUUUAUAGGUUAUAUUUAUUUGGAGCAGGAGACAUGUAUCAGUUUAAUCUCUUGGAUCACAGAUGAAAAAGUAUAUGGAGCUGAAGUAUAGCACAACAUUUGUAUAUUGUAUAUUGUAUUGUGAAUUAUAUCUGAGAAAUGUGAAAUAAGACAUUGUGAAUGCAUAUGAAUUUGUAUAUAUGAUUGAUGACUUGUUCUUUGUAUAUAUAAUUAGAUAACAUUUUUCAAGAAUUGGAAAGGUCUAAUAAUCUAGAGUGUUUAAUUAUGCAGUUCUAAUCUAUGAAUUGCAUGUUUUUUUUAAAAACAUCGAAAUUAUAUUUUUAUCAUCUGUAUUUCCUGUCAUCGGUGAAUCGAAUAAAUCAUAUUUCUAAAAGAUA